Molecule: messenger RNA, 1563 nt
Organism: Talaromyces amestolkiae
Lineage: Eukaryota; Fungi; Ascomycota; Eurotiomycetes; Eurotiales; Trichocomaceae
Exons: 3
Coding region: 1-1563 (520 amino acids)
Source: RefSeq, a predicted model, not a curated record
AUGGCUUAUGAGUUUCCUGCAGACGUGGUCAAGACCACCGACAAGUUCUCAACAGAACUGAGACAGUUCGAUGGUAUCAGUGUUGAUGAUGUGGCGCGACUCUGGAAAGCGUACACCACACAGAGUGCUGUCGUGCGAAAUGUAGUAGUGUCUCGAUUGGAGAACCUCUUCUGGAGAAUCUGGGGAAAUGCUAGUAUUCAACAGAGUCUGACCGGCAGGGUGUUGGCAACUCUGUUCAUGUCGAUACAUGAAGAUCUUUCGCUUCACAUUACCGACCAUCCUCGGUCUUUGAAUAUCGCUUCUACAACCAGCAAUAAUGUUACCGAAUACCAACAGGACCACAACAAUUCGUCCCCGAAGAACGAGCGUAAAAAUCCACUUCCACCUAUUCUCAAGAAAUCCAAUGGAACAAAGAGUGUGCCUCCCAGCGAGCCGUCGUCCCACAAGACGACAAGAAUCCUUGUCCCCGAGAAACCAAGCGAAGCGCCGAGUCAAAAGGUGAAAGAUACGACCAGCACAGAAAAUGGAACCGGAAACAAACUACCAACUUCGACCUCCGCAGCGCAAAAGCCAGUUCGCAAAAAGCCAAAUUUUGUAGCAACUAGAGCAGCGUCAUCGAGGCGAAGAGGGGUACUCAUUAGGCGGAAAUCAUCGCAAACGUCUCCUGUUACAUCUCCGACUGUUGAAGAAACGGAAGAUAGCCUGCAGGAACAGAUACAGGCACAAGAGGAGGCGCGACAAGAAGAGCAAGCAGAGGAAACGACUGCACCACCUAGUCCUACUAAAGAAAAUGAAAUUUCGUGGCGUUCCAUGCCUUAUUUGAAGAAGUUCGACGAAGACACCAGGAACGUGCCAACAGAACGAGAAGCCGAUCCAUCAGGCACAAGUCCUCCUCCGAUCGACUUUUCAGUCAGCAGUGUCCGUCACCAUCGCAGCCCAGAAGAACAUUUCAGMCCCGCCAGUCAAGAGACUGCGCAAAAUGGUAUGGUCUCCGACAAGGCACUUGUUGAGCAGGACUUUCGUACGAACUUUGUCCAACGACAGCGACAGGGAUCUGCAUUCGCUACGAGAAACAACAGCGCAGCAUCUUCUCUUACAACACGACUUAGUUCGACGAACUUUCGGGAAAUGCUCAAUGCCGCAGAAGCCGCCGCUGCGAUGCAGAGGAAAGACAGUGGUGAUGCAGCUCGCAGCCUAUCACCCGGGCCACGCUAUAUACUCCUCCCCAAACACGAUGGCCCUAUCAGUGUUUCGUCAACGAUGACCUCUCCGACUCGAAGAUCGGAUGGUAGAGAUCGCAGUCGACGGCCAAUUAUUAUCAACACAUCAUCAUCGUCAAAGACACCACAGGAACGACGCCUGGAUGAUAAACAGCCUGGUUCGAGAUAUCCCACGGCAGUAGCAGCGUCAGAGUCGGUAAUAUCGACAUCUCAACAAACAACGAACGGUGUGUUUUCGGUACCGAAGGAGUCUCAGGAGCUUCUCGGGGAGCAGUUGACCAAUCUGAUCAAGGGGAAGGGCAAAGAUAACAAGAUGAAACGGGGGCAACGAGUCGGAUCUUAG